Molecule: messenger RNA, 3175 nt
Organism: Mastomys coucha (southern multimammate mouse)
Lineage: Eukaryota; Metazoa; Chordata; Mammalia; Rodentia; Muridae
Gene: Kctd11
Product: potassium channel tetramerization domain containing 11
Exons: 1
Coding region: 1254-1952 (232 amino acids)
Biological process (GO): positive regulation of neuron differentiation; protein homooligomerization
Source: RefSeq, a predicted model, not a curated record
CAUGAGGUUAGGGUUUCUCUAGUAAAGGAGGUGGCUGACUAGCACCCUGUGGCUUGGCGGGAGGGGCUUUCGAGCCCAGGCGACCAGGGAAGCCACUGCGUGGGAACCUGGGCUCGCUGGGAAGGCCCGAAGGCAUCCGGGGAAUGCGAUGGCUCAGCAUCCGCCCCCUCGGGAGUUCCCGACUGGGAUCCAACCCCGAAACGCGGAUUUUCUCAGAAUAGAGGGAUGGACUGGAGACUCCAGCCCCGACCAAGUCGUUCUAGUGAGGUCAUGUACACCUGCAGGGAACGCGGGGCCGUCGCGGCCACAUCCGCAACGAAGCCUGUGAAUCAUCCCACCCCCGCUCCAGUCGGCCGGUCCAGCCUGUGGAUCUCUCCCACUGGCAAGGCCCAGCUCCCACCCAUAGCAGAGCCCGGCCUGCCCACGGGGGCGUAGGGCGGGGCGCUAAGGGGCGGGACUGUCGCUUAAAGGGCCACUGACCGCUGCCCUUAGGCCACUUCCUGGGGGUGGAGAGGACCUCAGUAGCUGCUGCGACAACCCAGAAGGCGGUAACGCCCGAGUCCUGAGACUGUUUGUGACCAACAGAGUCCUGGGACACCCUCAGCUCUGACUGCGAGAGUAUCGUCUCUCCCAAGCCAUACAGAACUUCUGGCCAUCGGCUCCUAUCAGUUGCGCCUCCAUCAUUUGGGACACGCGCCCCUAACCCUGGCUGGGCCUUUGGACAGGUCCUCGGAACCCAGCGUGGACUCUACUACUACAAAAGCUCAGAAACUCAGACGCCGAUCCCUUCAGCGACCGACCGGUGCUCACCACCGUCACCUGCUGGUUGAAUUCCGGAAACCCACUGUCUGAAGUAUACAGGAGGAAAUCGCUGACCACGCACAAUCGGAAUCGGCUGGACCAAAAGCUCCCUGAUCCUUCUUUUCUUUACAUCGGUUCUUUCAUCCUCUCGGGGAUUUCUGUGUCCUGAAGCCCCCAACCACCACCAAAGUAGCUUGGGUGAGCUACAAACUUUGCUGUCUUGUUCUCCUAUCUCGACCUCCAACUUAGCACGUCUGAACAUUUCCAUCCAGUUCUUUCCAAACCCCGAAAAUCUGCUUUUUCCUUCUCCUUGUCUGCCUCCUAUAGUCCCCAAAAUUUCCCCCCCUCCUGUGUCUUCUUCACCCCCUUCCUUUGGGGGCCCCGUGACCCUAAAUGUGGGGGGAACUCUAUAUUCCACUACACUGGAGACCCUGACACGCUUCCCAGACUCCAUGCUGGGGGCCAUGUUUAGGGCUGACACCCUAAUGCCAGCCAAUCUCAACCCGCAAGGAGAUGGCCAUUACUUCAUCGACAGGGAUGGCAAGGCUUUCCGGCACAUCCUCAAUUUCCUGCGGUUAGGCCGUCUGGACCUGCCCCGUGGGUAUGGAGAAACUGCCCUUCUUAAGGCAGAGGCAGACUUCUACCAGAUCCGGCCCCUCCUGGAUGCCCUUCGGGAACUGGAAGCCUCUCGGGGUACACCUGCAUCCACAGCUGCCCUGCUCCAUGCAGAUGUAGAUGUUAGCCCCCGCCUGGUGCACUUCUCUGCUCGAAGGGGCCCCCACCACUAUGAGCUGAGCUCUGUCCAGGUGGACACUUUCCGAGCCAACCUCUUCUGCACUGACCCGGAGUGUCUGGCUGCCAUGCGCAACAGAUUUGGUGUGGCCAGUGGGGACAGGGCAGAAGGAGGUCCACAUUUUCGGCUAGAGUGGGCCUCCCGCCCCCAGGAACUCCCUGAAGUAGAGUAUCAAAGACUGGGGCUGCAACCACUGUGGACUGGGGGGCCAGAAGAUCGGAGGGAGGUAGUGAACACGCCUACAUUCUUGGAGGAGGUGCUACGGGUGGCUCUGGAACAUGGCUUCCGCCUGGACUCUGUAUUCCCAGACCCCGAAGACCUUCUGAACUCUAGAUCCUUGCGCUUUGUGCGCCACUAAGGAUGCUGCCCUUCACUUGACUGUGCAGAGGCGGGGGAAUGAGUCAGCCAAGGGGCUAAUGGCUCUUCUAAAACCUCUUUGUAGUUCUGGUGUGGGAGCUAUGAGAGUCAGGGAUCCCACCACCCACCUGGCCGGUGCCUAGAGCUGGGAUUCCCAAAUCGAGCUGCUCCCACCUCCCCAAGACUCAUAAAUGGUCCAGAAGAUCUAUCUACACGGGGGCUUCUCCCGGGAAAGCAUCAUGGAUUCUCUAGCCUGUUCUUGCUAGAUGAUGGGUCCUCUGUAUUCAGAGGUGUGGAAAAGUAAGGAAGCCCUCUUUGCCCAGGCUAAACCUAGCGGAGCUCUGGAGGGUUGAGCACUAGGUGGGAGGACUUUGAAUUAUCAAAUAUAAUCUGUUCCCUAGACUGUGGUUUCCUCUACUGGACCUGGCACCUUAUCCUACAAUAACCAUUAAGAGGCCAGGACACUCUGGGAGGUUUCUUUACUAUGUCCCAAGCCACCUACUGUGGGACACCCCAUCCUAGGAUGACAUAAGGGAGCUAGGAGAACCUCCAUCAGCACGGGGGCUAGAGUUCCCUUCUGGAAUUCCAAGUGUUUUAGAGAAUCCCAUAUGGAAGUGGGGCUGGACCAUGGUGUCCAGAGGCCUCUUUCAUGUGUGUGUGCGUGUCAGCCAAUAGAUCUGAUGAUGCUUGGCUCUCUGGUGUCUUGGUUCCCAUCAGUGUUGCUGACUCCUGUGUUUGUGUGUUGGUCCUUCUGUGAUCUUGGCAUGUCCGGGCCUGUUUAGUGUUGCUUAGCAACUCUCCAGGCUCAGGUACCUCUGUGGUAUGUGUAAGAGCAGAUUCAGAUUUAGUUUAAUCAUAGGGUGUGUGUUUGCAUGUGUGUUUAUGCCUGCACCGCCACGUAGGCAGGAGGGCCUUGUUUGAGUUUGAAUCACACUAGGCCCUUCCCAUGAGAGGUAAAAGCCACUGGGCUUAGCUGGGCCUCUGGGAGCUCUCGGUUGCUGCGACAACCAUGAGCCUGCCUGUUGCUAGGAAAUAGCUGGGUCAGGCCUAAGGCUGUCCUGGGCAGAGAGGAGAUAGAGUUGGGAGAGUCAGGGAGGGUGUGGGAAGGGUCGCAUUUCUGGGUUCCUGGCUGGAUGGGAUACACACAUAAACACCUUCAUCUUUGGGUGGAGUCACUCAUCUAUCACUGUGACUUACAAGAAGAGAAAUAAAUUGCUUUCAGAA